AUGCGAGGUCAGGACUGGGGCCCCAUCACUUCGGACGAUGGGUCAGCGAAUACAUCGGCGAAUACAUUGAUUGUAGCGAAUCUGACAGCCACUGGAUAUCAUAAACUUUGGCGAAACCUGACACUACCAAACUAUGUUGCGAGCCGAGCGAAUCCGCAAGUGGUGUGGAGACCGGUUUCCCAGCAGGGUUCUCGCAGUGAUUGGCGGAGUGAAAAACCCAGAAGACAUUUAUCCCUCCGGUCUGUCCUCCGCACAGCAAGAGCAGGAUGUACCUUCAAAACACCACGGGCGAUGCUCCCUCGAGCGGUCGUGCCUCCUUCUGCUCCACUCUCGUUUCUGCGUCGGAUGGCAGUUCUCACAAUAUUUACAUUCACGGCGGCUAAAACGGACAGAAUGCUUCCGCCACCCCUUACGACGAUGUGUACUUUUUUUCCUUGCCAUCGUUCAUGUGGAUCAAAGCCUAUACCGGGAGCUCUCGCCAUAGUCGCAGUGGACAUCAAUGCUUCGGUGUCCUACUAA
Molecule: messenger RNA, 519 nt
Organism: Penicillium samsonianum
Lineage: Eukaryota; Fungi; Ascomycota; Eurotiomycetes; Eurotiales; Aspergillaceae
Exons: 2
Coding region: 1-519 (172 amino acids)
Source: RefSeq, a predicted model, not a curated record